Messenger RNA from Acanthoscelides obtectus, 4267 nucleotides. NCBI's taxonomy places the organism in Eukaryota, Metazoa, Arthropoda, Insecta, Coleoptera, Chrysomelidae. The record is from the annotation of a GenBank genome assembly.
GUUUUAUGUUGUUUAUUGUUACUUGUUAUUUGCUCCUGAUAAUCUUUAACAACAAAGAAAAAUACGAAAAUUACAUACGUACAACAAUCAUUUGACGUGAUAAUGUAAAUAAGUCUAUGUCAAAUGUCAAGAAGCUGUCAAGUGUCAAUCAUAUGGGUGUAAAGACUGUGGUCGUGGGUCGUGGCCUUCUAUGGUCAUUUGAAAUGUGUCUGUGAUUCUGUGAUUUUGGCGCUUAACUUUUUGUGGAUGUGAUGUUGUUUUUCUCUAAUUUGUAACCUUUUCUAGAACUCUUGUACUUUUUAUAUAACUUAUACCCCUUCACACGGACAUAAUGGUUCUGCUGGACGAACAACGUGUAAAUCUUCCUUGGGUUGAAAAGUAUAGACCUAGCAAACUAGAUGAACUUGUGUCUCAUGAGGACAUUAUUAAGACUAUAAACAGAUUUAUCAAGGAAGAUCAGUUCCCACAUUUAUUAUUCUAUGGCCCACCAGGAACAGGAAAGACAAGUACAAUUUUAGCUUGUGCCAGACAACUUUACACCCCUGCACAGUUUUCAUCCAUGGUGCUUGAACUUAAUGCAUCUGAUGACAGAGGCAUUGGAAUAGUGAGAGGCCAAAUCUUAACAUUUGCCAGUACCCGUACAAUUUUUAAAUCAGGAUUCAAAAUAAUUAUUCUAGAUGAAGCUGAUGCAAUGACGAUGGAUGCACAAAAUGCUCUUCGUAGGAUUAUCGAAAAAUACACAGAAAACAUUAGGUUUUGUAUAAUUUGCAACUAUAUGAGUAAGAUAAUCCCAGCCUUACAAUCUCGUUGCACGCGAUUCAGGUUUGGUCCUCUAUCUCCGGAACAGAUUAUGCCACGCUUGGAAUAUGUCGUGGAGAAGGAAGGAGUGAAAAUUACGGAAGAUGGCAAAAAGGCGCUGUUAACUUUAGCUAAUGGUGAUAUGAGAAAAGUAUUAAAUGUCUUACAGAGUACGUGGUUAGCCUAUAAGUAUGUAAACGAAGAUAAUGUCUACACUUGUGUGGGUCAUCCAUUAAGGAAAGAUAUCGAAAAUAUAUUCAAGUGGCUUUUGAAUUCUGAUUUUGAAACUACGUAUAAACAUAUAAAGGAACUGAAGAUGCUCAAAGGUCUGGCUCUGAAUGAUAUCCUCACGGAAAUUCAUGAUUAUGUUCAUAGGGCUGAGUUUCCAUUCGAUGUGCUGAUCGAUCUCUCUGAGAAAAUAGCUGACAUUGAGCUGAGAUUAUGCGCAGGAGCUGAUGAGAAUAUUCAACUGACGGCGCUAAUAGCUGCUUUCCAACAAGUGAAGGAAAUAAAACCACCUGAAUAGUAUUUUAUUUUAUAUUUAUUAAUUUUAUACUAUGCAUAAUGUUAUUACGAUUAAUAUACAACCCAAGCAUCGUUGUGAGGAUAAAUGACAAUCGUAAAACAUGUAAAGAAGGGUGGAAUAUAGAUAUCCACCGAUAUAAGAUUUUUGCCGAUAUCGAUAAUCAACCCAUACAUAUAUAUCACAAGGCCAAUAUAUCAGUGUUAUCGUCUCUUUUCGUAUAUAAUUGAGUAUCAUUCUUCAAUAAGAAUAAACCAUUAGGGGCGUAAGAAUUGGACAAACGUACAACCGCGUUUGACGCAGUGUACAUGCGGUUUGAAUAAGUAGUCAUACGGAGAAACCCAUUCUGGAUAACUGAGUUCAUGAAACAAGGUGCAUUUGGACAUGCGUACAUAGAAAACUCUUUUCCACCAAUCAUGUCGGAGAUACGGAUAUUGAUGAUGACAAAAGUUUUGGGUCCACCCAUUGAUCAGAGAUCGGCAACACUGCACUCAUGACGUCAGCCUUAUCCUAUCAAAUUUUAGAAUUCUUCAAUUCCAUCAAAUUGAAUUGAAAUUCGAAAUGACGUACGAGAUGUGGAGUUGCAGAAAACCAUUUUACCAAGUUUCGUAAAACGGUUUUUCCAAAUAGGAGUUCAUAAAAUGCAGUGCUCAUUGUUCCGAGUUAUCUUAUCCACCUGUCGCAAGCAACUGCACUUUUACGUUUCAUGACAUCGGUUUCUCCAAUGUGCAUGGCACCUUACAUGAUCUGUUUUGGUUUCAUCAAGUUUGAUACUGUACGAAAAUAUAAAUGCGGUAAAUAGCUCGAUCUAAAUAUUUAGGCAAUUCGUGUGUGUAUGUAUGUAAAAUAUCUAACUCAAAAGAGAUAUCUGAAAUAAUAAUUAUUAUUAUAUUUCCAUGUAUUGCGGUAUAUGCUCAACUCAAUACCAAGUUAAGAAAGACAUUAACUUUGAAAUAUGUACCAGUCAGCCUAUACAGGCCGAUUCAGUUAUCUGCAAAUUAGGACGAUAUUGAGAUCGGUAUCGGUCGAUCCCUAGUCGGGUUACACGCCGAGUCUGCGCUAGACGGUUAGCAUCAAAUAAACGUUGUCAUUUACACUACCUAUACACGGUGUUUCACGCACUGUUACGAAAGAAGUUGAUUUCUCAAAAAAAUAAAAAAAACAAAAACGGCAUAAUAUAAUAAAAUAAUACAGCUUAGCAGUUCACUUACUUAUAAAAGCUGUUCAAAAUUGUUUCCAUUGACUGCAAUGCAAGCUUGGGCGUGUCUAAUCCAAUUUCGGCGCACUAAUUCUAAUACACCUCCUGCUGUAACUGAAGGCUUAAAUUCUCGGCAGCCACAGUGAUUCGGUCACGCAAUUCUUCAAUAUUCUGAACUGGAGUACGGUAUACCUCGUUUUUCAAGUAUGUAUCCCCAUAAAAAGAAGUCCAGAAGACCGUGGAGGCCAUGCAAUUGGUCCACCCCUUCCGAUCCAGCGUAUCUGGUAUACCUGAUUCACAAGAUCACAAACUUCUAAACGAAAAUGCGGAGGUGCCCCAUCGUGCAGAAAGCACAUCCGUGCACGGACCGCCAAUGGCACAUCUUCAAGAAGGACCGGAAAAUCAUUCCGAAGAAAUUCCAAAUACUGUUGACCAUCCAUCCGAUCUGACAAUAUGAACGGUCCAAUUAGACUUUCAUCAACAAUACCUGUCCACACGUUUAAAGAAAAACGAUGUUGGGAGUGUGUCUGGACUACUGCGUGAGAAUUCUCAAAGGACCAAACGUGUGUAUUAUGAAGAUUGGUUAUCCCAUUACGAGUAAAAAUAGCUUCAUCGGUAGCCAAAAUAUCAGCUGUAAAACGAGCAUUUCGAGCAUUUUCUUGCAACAACCACUCACAAAAUCUUAGUCUUAGGGGGUAGUCUGUAGGUAGCAACACCUGGACUCUCUGGACGUGAUAAGGGUAUACAGUUGGGCCUCAUGUAAUAUGCACCACGCUGUUGCAUGUGACACUUCUGGGAUCUGUUGGGCUAACUGCCUUGUGCUUAUUUCCGGAUUUUCUUCCACAAUAUCCAAAAUUUCGUCUGCGGCAUUUAAAACACGUUCUGGGCGAACCCGACCCCCAUCCACUCCACGUCUGGGGCGCAAAACCACGUGCACGUAAAACAAUCGAACUAAAUGUUUCGUCAUGUGGUAUGUGCCUAUUCGGAAAUCGGUGUGCAUACAAACGAGAAGCCUUUCCCGAAUUUUGCCCUGCUUCUCCGUACGCUAAAACAAUGUACACUGACUCCUCAUUAGUGUACACAUGUGCCAUUUUUAUUAAUAAAUAACUAAAAACAAAAACUCGCAAAAUACUUUCUUAUUUAACUUCACAAAAAUCAACCGUUCUUCAUACAGAUCACCAAGGAUACAGAUUAAACUUUAUUUACUCAUUCUUAUCAGUAUGAAAAAACUAAAAAUUCCUGGUAUUUUGUUUUCGUCAGUUGUUUUUGGUACAACAUUUGCUACAGUAAAUUAUUAAUACGUGCUCUAAUAUCACGACGAUGAACGAAAAAUGCAGAUAUUUAUUUUUCAAUUUAUUGUUGAAACUCAGGUUUAUAACUCAAUCUCUGUAGGACUUUUAUUACAUUUUUUUUGGGAAAUCAACUUCUUUUGUAACAGUGCAUAUGUGGUUCAAAUUUGUCGGAUAAGUUGUGAAAUACCCUGUAUAUUCUUGAGUAGUAUAGGAAUCGUUCGUGCUAAUAUAUUUUGAAGAUGUCCUGCUUUUGCGUUAUCUACAAUUCAGCAAAAUAUUUUUGAUGUUCGUAAUGAAACAAUUUAAAUUAUUAUAUUCAUUUUUUAUUAACACACAUUAAUAACAAUCUGUGUAAACUAUUAUUGCUAUAUUCUAUCAACUAUACAUAAAUAUUCUUUUUGAUAAGUUUUCUUACUGCAUGCAAACCUUGCUAAAUAACUUAGAUCCAGCUGAAUU